Molecule: messenger RNA, 405 nt
Organism: Morchella importuna
Lineage: Eukaryota; Fungi; Ascomycota; Pezizomycetes; Pezizales; Morchellaceae
Exons: 3
Coding region: 1-405 (134 amino acids)
Source: RefSeq, a predicted model, not a curated record
AUGUUUUUAAGGGAGAUCGAAAAGACUCUAGUUUUGUAUAAUCUCAACCAAAAGAGGUUCAUGGCAGCAGAAAGUGGUACAAAUGAAUACCUUGCCCGCAAUGCUAUCUCGAUGGGAACUAUUUCGGUCUUUGAGAAUCUUCGGCAGAUCGGGAAGAAUAAUCUAAGAGCAAGCACAUACGAAAAACUUAGGGAGCAGCGCAACCACCUGGCCCAUGCUAAGGGGGAUCAGUGGAAAGCUGUGUGGGAGACCAUUUCCGUCGUAUACCCUGACCUAAUGACCGAGGUCGAGAAAGCGAUUGAUCUCUACAGGAGACCUCCUCCUAUUUUGAACGAAACGUUGGGAGGCCAGGUAGGACCAAAGAAAAAGCGAAGGAAAGGGAAGAAGAGGCUAAGACCUCAAUGA